AUGUCUGUGCAGCUCUUUUGCCCCUCCGGCCCAGGCGCUAGUGCAAGGGCGCGCGAUGGGCGCCUUCCGAGUGGCGGCCCUACUGGGCCUGCAGCUGCAGGCCCUGGGCCGGGCGGCGACGAGUGCCGCGGAGGGCGCCGCGGGCGCGGGCGACGAGGCGGGCGCGCCGCGGCAUGGCCGCAGGCACGGCCACGGCGACCAGCACGCGCAGGUGCGCCAGGACGAUGCAGUGGGGCUUCUCUCAGGCGCAGCCUCGUGCACGCGGAGGUGGGCGCGGGAGGCGUGCAGGUGGUCCCACGCCAUCGCCAGCACCACGACCGCCGCCUCGAGGCCACAUCGCUGGUCCGCAGGGAGGAGGCCCUGGACGACGACGGUCGAGAAGACACCGAAGACGACCCGAGGCGUCAGGUCGUGAAGGGCCCGCCGGGCGAGCAGGGCGACGCGGGGCCCGUGGGGUCCGCGGGCGAGCCCGGGGAGGCCGGCCUGGUGGGCCCGCCGGGGCCGCCGGGCGCGAAGGCGGGCCGCGGCGGCUCGGCGUCGAGCGAGCAGUCCCCCUCACAGGGUUCGCCCCGCUGA
Molecule: messenger RNA, 576 nt
Organism: Prorocentrum cordatum
Lineage: Eukaryota; Dinophyceae; Prorocentrales; Prorocentraceae
Source: the annotation of a GenBank genome assembly